Molecule: messenger RNA, 4436 nt
Organism: Mercenaria mercenaria
Lineage: Eukaryota; Metazoa; Mollusca; Bivalvia; Venerida; Veneridae
Product: inter-alpha-trypsin inhibitor heavy chain H3-like
Exons: 18
Coding region: 132-2819 (895 amino acids)
Biological process (GO): hyaluronan metabolic process
Molecular function (GO): serine-type endopeptidase inhibitor activity
Source: RefSeq, a predicted model, not a curated record
CUUGAGUACCAGUAUUAAGAAAGAGCUAUGAAGUGUAUCACAAGUGUGACCUUGUUUUUUGUGUGUUUGUGAGUAUACGGAUAAUUACGUGAAUUGAGAGUGCAUCAUAGUUUGCGCUCUGUUCGUGCAAAAUGCGGACGCGCAAUUUUCCGGGGUUCUGUGGAUUUUUUAUAUUUGCAACUUGCUCUACAUUCGUAGUGCUUGGACAACUUUAUGAAUCUCCAAAAAUCUACUCGCUUCACAUAAGAACUGACAUACAGUUCCGGUUUGCCACCACACUGAUUACAAGCCGAGUGGCCAACCCAGCCAACUACUCACAGGAGACGGUCUUCGAUGUCAUCCUACCAGAAGAAGCCUUCAUUUCAAACUUCACUCUUGAGAUAGAUGGCGUUAUUUAUCCGGGGAUUGUGAAGGACAAAGAAGAAGCAAGGAAGGAAUAUGAAAAAGCGAAGAAGAAAGGAAAGACCACAGGACUUGUCAGCCAAAAACCCAGGGACACAAGAACGUUUAAAAUCAAAGUAUCAGUUGCUGCCUUUAGUAAAUCUUCAUUCAACUUGACUUACCAGGAACUACUUAAGAGAGUUAAAGGAGCGUAUGAACACAAAAUUUAUGUAAACCCAGGGUACCCUGUUAGGGAUAUACAGAUCAGCGUAGCUAUCCAGGAAUCACGUGACAUAACAAAACUGUCGGUACCACCAAUAAAAGCUCUAAAUGAGCUUCUUACAGAAGGCGAAGACUUUACAGAAAACGCAUUUGCAGUGAUAACAAGGCCUACACAAAAAAGUGCAUAUAUUGAAUAUACACCAACAAUAGACGAUGACAGCGCUGAGGGCCUGUCUGGACAGUUUAUUGUGCAGUAUGAUAUCGAUAGGGAAUUAGAUGGGGGCGACAUACUGGUUGUAAAUGGAUUUUUUGUUCAUUUCCUUGCGCCAGAUGUUCAAAAGGCCAUUCCGAAAGACGUCUUGUUCGUUUUGGACGUCAGUGGUUCCAUGACCGGACGCAAAAUAGACCAACUAAAGGAUGCGAUGUAUGUAGUUUUAGAUGAACUACAGGAAGGAGACAGAUUUAAUAUAAUAACAUUUAGUGGAAACAUAUAUCCAUACAAGUCAGAGAUGGUAGAUGUGACAAAAGAGGAUGUCUUCAAAGCCAAAGAGUUCAUACACUCUAUCAGUGCUAAUGGCUGGACUGACAUAAAUGAAGCUGUAUUGAGAGGCAUUGAUGUCCUAAAAAUAUCAAAGCAGGAAGGAGAACGCUCUCCAGUGGUCGUGUUUCUGACUGACGGACAUCCGACAUCAGGAGUACAAAAUGAUCAGAAAAUACUACAAAACAUAGAUCGGGCUAAUGAAGGAGAGAUACCUAUAUUCAGCUUGGCCUUUGGCAAAGACGCAGACUGGAAUUUGGUUAAGAGAAUGGCCAUUCAAAAUGACGGUGUUGGAAGAAAGGUAUAUGAGGAUUCGGAUGCAGAUUUACAGAUAAGUGGGUUCUACGACGAAUUAGCAGUAACAUUACUCAAUAACGUCUCGGUGAAAUACCUUGGUGACGCCGUGGACGAUGAAAGUCUCACUAAAGCCGAGUUUAAGAAUUACUUCAAAGGAUCUGAACUUGUGGUAGCUGGAAAACUGACAGACGCCGGAGCUCCUACUGUUGACCUUGAAAUAUUCAGCAAUGGCGUUGAUGGAGCUUUGGUAUUGACAGUUGAUGAGAAAUCCAACUUCAUAGAUGUGUCAGAUACUGAAAACUUAAUGGAACUGACGGAUUUCAAAGAAAUAACAGAGAAAACCUGGGCUUACUUGACCAUUAAACAACUGCUCCAUAGAGCUGAAGGAGAACUAAACAAGACCGCCGUUGACGUCAUGAAGAGUAAAGCAAAGGAAUUAUCUUUACGGUAUGGUUUUGUUACACCGUUGACUUCAAUGGUAGUGACAAAACCGGAAGUGGAUCCUGAUGAGUGGAGGCCACCACCGCCUCCGACGACACCCAAACCGACGACAACGACGACGAAGAGGGUUUAUUACCGUCGAGGAGGAGGCGGAGGCGGGGGAUAUGGUGGGGGUGGUGGUGGCGAUCCCCACUACAUGAUACGUAUAAAAAAUAUGGAACACCCGAUUUGCUUUGAUGUUCAGAGUGUUGAUGGGGAGGUCCAUAACCUCAUCACCGAUCCUAGAAACAAAAUCACAGUAAACACACAAAUUAUAAGCGGAGAGAUAGGUAUACAUGGUGAACCAAAGACAUACAUUGGCGAAGUGGCAAUACAGACAUCCAAUCAUAUCAUAGUCAUAACACCGGGUGCCAUCAUUUUCGAUACAAAGGUUUUCCCGUGGACAGAAGAAAAGUUGAAGCGUUUUGGAGGACAUGAAUUUAUGCUGUCAGAUAAGGGUCACCUGUUAACAGUUCGAUUCAAGUUCGGAGUGGAAAUUCUUAUUAGGCGCCAUAUGCACAAAGCAACAGAUACCAGAGCGAAUUAUCUGAACAUUUAUGUAAAGCAUGAAGAUGGAUUCAGCAAACAGACUACUGGUUUAAUUGGUCAGUUCGUCAACGGAUAUAAACAUGUUUAUUUACGUAAGCAAUUCCAAAAUAAGAGCGGACAGACAGUGGCUAAACUGCAGAUAAAAGAAGGGGCUAAGUUUCCAACAGGAAAUCAUGUCAUUGCUGAAGACGACGGACAAACACGUUACAGAAUUGCUGCCAAGCUGGCCAAAAGGACGGAUGUUAUAGAACAGGGAACAGAAAUGUGUUGGAUGGUUCACAAGAAGUUUGAAAAAUCACUCUACGGUAGCCGGGAAUCCUUCCUAAGAAGCGACUUCAUUGACAUUCAGUAAUGACAGAAAUAUUUGUAUGCUUUGUGCAUAUGUUAUUUUUUCAUGUUAUGAAUGUCAUACAUGAGGCUAACUACUCAUAUAUUGUACAAAGUUUAUUUUGAAUACAGCGCAUAAGUGUUUGAUUGGUCGGCAUUAAAUCUCACGCAUUGAACUAUUAGAUACAUACACUAAAUAUUAAAUCUAUGUUAAAACUAUCGGUAUAGAGUACGUACAUCCAGUAGGGGCGAUUUAGUGUUAGCAUUGUUUGAUUUGCAUGUCACAUGUGUGCAUAACAAAGUCCUAAGGUUUUAUCGAAGUAUUAGGGUAUAUUACACACUUAGCAUUGCGUGGAAUUUUUUAUUUUUCUUCUCAUGAUCCAGUGUUACUAGAUAUAAAACUUUCAUUCAUACUGUUCUAUAUAUUCAAAUUACAAGAACAAAACACAUUACAUUGACAUAAACAUUUGAGUUUAAAAUCAUGAUAAAUAACUUGACCAGCUAAAACAUACAAUACAAAUUGUUUGAUCAACAGAAAACAUAUCGGUAUAUUUCGCGUUUGUUUACUGGCAACUUUGGUAUUUCACAUUCUGGUCAAUUUUGAAAGAAAGAAAUCUAUUUUAAAUUCAAAAUGUUUACUUAUACAUGUUAUAGAGAGUUAUAAAAACAUUGUUUCUUACAUUUGCUUCUUUCGUCUGGACAAAAUUAUUUACGUGGGAAAGCUUUGGGGCAGGUAAGAGGUCCUCCUCCGAGAAAUUCUGAAAUUUAUAAACGUCAUAUUCUGAAUUCUAGAGGAAUAUAUGGUCGUCGGUUACUGUAGAAGUGAUUUAAAUUAUGACGAAUUAGGACUUGUUUGUGUGUGUGUGUGGGGGGGGGGGGGGGGAGAGACAUUUUUUGGUAGGUAUUUUAUGAUUGUGUGAGAGCCCAGUGGGAGGUGAAACCUUACAUAGUUCUGAAUAUUUCAAAUGCCAAAUACGUCCUUCCAGUAAGAUUUAAGAAUAAUAUUGUCAGUAUCGUCAUAUCAUACAUGCAUCAGUUGUAUUUUUAAAAAUUGAUGGACAUUAUCUUUUGCUCUAAAUAAAUACUCUCUAAUACUCUCAAAAUUACAUCAUAUGUAGCUGUAUUUUACUGAAAUCAGUCUUGUACUCUUCUUCAGUAGUGUUUAAUAUAUAAAAGUGGAUGGAAAUAGUGUUAUACCUUAACAAAGAGAGUUAUGUCAUGAUGUAUCUAUGAAAUAUUAUCUUUAAAGAAAAUUAAAAGCAAACAAUACGGCUACCAUCGUAAUAUAAAUAUUUUUAUAUGACCAUUGGCCAGAAAAAAACAACUUUUCAGUAAUUUAAGGACACGAUGUUUUGUUUUUAUUUGUUAAAUCCAUGAUCGAAUUAUUUUUCAGUCAGAUUGUUUUCUGUUUUUCAUAAAAGCCAAAGAACUUCCUCGAUCCCAAUCAAUAUCAAAUGAUGGCCUUUAAUGUGAGCUAGAUUAUUUUUAAACAAUGAUGCUUUUAAUGUCUUCCUUUUCUCGGUCGUAUUUCUUAUCUGGAAGAUUUCUGUAUUUAUUUUUCAACAGGCAGGCCUCCAUGUUUUCUCAAAGUUUAGAUUUUUUUUUCAUUUAUCACUUACUGUAAAUAAAAAGUAAAACAUAA